Messenger RNA from Colletotrichum truncatum, 1311 nucleotides. NCBI's taxonomy places the organism in Eukaryota, Fungi, Ascomycota, Sordariomycetes, Glomerellales, Glomerellaceae. The record is from RefSeq and is a predicted model, not a curated record.
AUGUCGUGGAAGAAGACAGACAAGUUGAUGGACACCAUCAGGCAUUACGCCAGUUUCCCGGCUACUGGCGUGAGCUUGAGGCAGAUGGUCCAAUUUGGAGAGAAGCCUUCUGUCGGAACCCUCUUCCGUGCCUCGCAGUUCCUCGCCGAGGAGCUGCCAAUUCGCCUUGCCCACCGCGUCCAAGAACUCGAUGAGCUACCAGAUGGCCUUAACGACAUGCCCUCCGUAAGGCGGGUGCAAGAUUGGUACGCACAGUCGUUCGAGGAACUUACACAACUCCCACGACCCGACCUAGAUAGAAGCACAAAGGAAAGACUCCUGAAACCAACCAAGUCGUACGGCAAAGGCUCCAUGUUGUCCGAGGCGACAAGAAACCCCAGUAUCGAAGAUGGGCAAUACGCAUCCCUCCCGCAAUCCAACGGAAACGGAAAUGGCUUCAAGGCCGUUGCCGCGAGGAGAUACUUCGCCAUGGUAGACGACACGGGAGAUUGGCCAGCCGAGUUACGAUUAUACAACGAGAGAUUCGCAAAGGCUCUGCAUGGCAUCAAGAGAAGACACGAUGGCGUCGUCACAACGAUGGCCCAAGGCAUCUUAGAGUACAAGCGCAAGAGACAGCGCAUGCAGAUUGACAACAACAUCCAGUCAUUCCUCGACCGCUUCUACAUGUCGCGUAUAGGCAUUCGUAUGCUUAUCGGCCAGCACAUUGCUUUGACCGACCAAAGCCAUCACCGCGACCCUACCUACGUCGGUAUCAUCUGCACCAAGACCAACGUUCAAGACCUCGCACAGGAGGCCAUUGAGAACGCACGCUUCGUCUGUGAGGAUCACUACGGACUUUUCGAAGCCCCGAAGAUUCAGCUUGUGUGCAAUCCAAACAUUAACUUCAUGUACGUCCCGGGGCAUCUGUCACAUAUGCUCUUUGAGACCCUCAAGAACUCGCUGCGCGCCGUCGUUGAAACCCACGGUCAGGACAAGCAAGAAUUCCCCGUGACAAAGGUUAUCGUCGCGGAAGGAAAGGAGGACAUUACCAUCAAGAUCUCGGAUGAGGGCGGCGGCAUCCCACGAAGCGCUAUCCCCCUUGUCUGGACUUACAUGUAUACAACUGUGGACAGGACACCGAACCUCGACCCGGACUUCGAUAAGAGCGACUUCAAGGCGCCAAUGGCCGGCUUUGGAUAUGGACUGCCCAUCUCACGUCUGUACGCACGCUAUUUCGGCGGUGAUUUGAAGCUUAUCAGUAUGGAGGGAUACGGCACGGACGUGUACCUCCAUCUAAACCGUCUAUCCAGCUCAUCAGAACCAUUGCAAUAG